AUGACCUACGGUCUGACAACCUACCGCUUGACGACCUACGGCCUGACCAUCUACUGCCUGAUGAUCUACGGUCUAGCGACCUACGGCCUAGCGACCUACGGCCUAGCGACCUACGGCCUAGCGACCUACGGCCUAGCGACCUACGGCCUAGCCACCUACGGCCUAGCGACCUACGGCCUAGCGACCUACGGCCUAGCGACCUACGGCCUAGCGACCUACGGCCUAGCGACCUACCGCUUGACGACCUACGGACUGACGACCUACGGCCUGGUGACCUAUGGCCUGGUGACCUAUGGCCUGGUGACCUACGGCCUGACGACCUACGCGACCUACGGCCUAGCGACCCAUGGCGUCAUGAUCUACGGCCUGACGACCUACGGGCUGAUGACCUACGGCUUGAUGACCUACGGCCUGACGACCUACGGGCUGAUGACCUACGGCUUGAUGACCUACGGUCUGACAACCUACCGCUUGACGACCUACGGCCUGACCAUCUACUGCCUGAUGAUCUACGGCCUUACUAUCUAUAGUCUUCCGAUCUACCUGUGGUCUUUAAACCCAUGGCGUCAUGAUCUACAGCCUGACCAUCUACGGCCUGUCGAUCUACGGCCUGACGACCUACGCCUGACGACCUACGGCCUGACCAUCUACUGCCUGACGAUCUACGGUCUAGCGAUCUUCGACCUGACUAUCUUCGACCUGACGACCUACAGCCCCUGA
Uranotaenia lowii is the source of this 720-nucleotide messenger RNA. RefSeq lists its product as uncharacterized. NCBI's taxonomy places the organism in Eukaryota, Metazoa, Arthropoda, Insecta, Diptera, Culicidae. The transcript is spliced from 3 exons. The record is from RefSeq and is a predicted model, not a curated record. Bases 1 to 720 code for a protein of 239 amino acids.